Molecule: messenger RNA, 1899 nt
Organism: Metarhizium album ARSEF 1941
Lineage: Eukaryota; Fungi; Ascomycota; Sordariomycetes; Hypocreales; Clavicipitaceae
Product: subtilisin-like protease
Exons: 3
Coding region: 1-1899 (632 amino acids)
Biological process (GO): proteolysis
Molecular function (GO): serine-type endopeptidase activity
Source: RefSeq, a predicted model, not a curated record
AUGCAUCGCAUCCAGAUCAAUGGAAACGCCCGCCCCGUCGCGGGUGCUGUAAGCGCCGCGUCGAUCAGCACUUUCGCAGCACCACCGCCCAGCGUGGCUCAUUCCAACUACAUCCUGAUCCAGGCCAAGGGUCCGUUGAGUGCGCAGCAGAAGCAGGCACUUCGCGACAAGCAAGUCGACGUUCUCGAGUAUCAGGGCGAGGACGUCUACCGCUGCGGCUACAAGCCUACGUCGUUGGAGCCCGUGACCAGCGACCUCCCGGACUUCAUCACCGAUGCCGAGGUAUACCACCCGGAUUACGUGGUUGAACCCGAGCUCAAGACGGAUAAGGACGAUGACGGGGCCGAGGUUGAGGUUGCCAUUCACGACGACGUUGGUGAUGAUGACGUGGACCGCGUGGCCAGCGACAUCGCCACCCAGGCUGAUAUCCCCGGCUCCAGUGUCCGGCUCCAGGACCGGAAGGCUUGCAUCACGGUUUCCAAGGUCAAGCUGGGCCAGCUAGCCCGCAUCGACGAGGUCAAGGCCAUCAACGAGGUGCAGACCCGUCGCCUUCUCAACAAUGUCGCUUGCGGCAUUGUAAAAGCCCACGAGCCCGUUGGUGCGGCCAGCGUCACCUACAAAGGCAAAGGACAAGUCAGGCCGCCCUGCCGCGAAUGGAAUCCGGAUGGCCAUGGCACCCACGUCUGCGGCUCAGUGCUCGGCGACGGAAACCAUGGCGAAGAGGGCCGCAUCGAGGCCCCUGCCUCCGAAGCCAAGCUCAUCAUGCAGUCUCUCUUCGACAAGCUUGACAAGCGUGCCGGACCGAACCCGCAGUCGGAGGGCGCCACGGUCCAUACCAACCCGUGGGGAGGUCCGCCUCAGCUGUACGUCGAGCGGGAGGAGGCCAAGAUCGACGGGUACCUCUGGGGAAAUAAAGCCAUGACGGUGCUCUUUGCUGCAGGCAACGCGGGCGUCGGCGUGGACAGCAGCCCCGGCCACGUCGACGCUCACUCGCUGUCCGCCCAGGCCGUUUGCAAGAACGUCAUCUCGAUCGGCGCGAACAGACGGCCCGACGUCAAGAGCCCGGUGCUGGGAAACAAGCCGCUCGUCAUCGCGGUCGACAACGUCGCCGACAACCCGGAGGGCAUGGCCGCAUUUAGUAGCCGCGGCCCCACCCAGCCGGAUGGCCGGAUCAAGCCCGAUAUCGUGGCCCCCGGCACCACCAUCCUGUCGACCCGCUCCAGCCACAUGGUGCCCGGGCAUCACAGCGAGUCCUGGGGCCACAGCAGCGACGCCGGGUGGAUGUACGAGGGCGGCACGAGCAUGGCCACGCCCCUCGUCGCCGGCUGCUGCGCCGUGGUCCGCGGCGCUCUCUUCGACAACCGUGUGGCCCAGCCGUCGGCCGCUCUCGUCAAGGCCAUCUUGAUCAACGGCGCCGUGCCCUUGAAGGGACAGUACGGCCAGGGCCUUCCCGACGGCGAGUUUUGGCCGUCCGUGGACGCGCCCAACCCCAACUCUGGCUUCGGCCGAGUCAACCUGGCCAGCUCCCUCCGGAGCAUCGUCGCGGGCCCCGAGAGCCGUGUCUGCGGAUUCGAGGAUGUCACGGGCGACCAGUCCCUCGGGAUGGACGGCCGACACCGCGAAGAACACGCCGUCGCUGUAGACAUUCCCACGGGGGGCUCUGCGGCAUUGACUUUGAAGGUCACGCUCGUGUGGACCGACUUCCCGGGCGAGAGGCUGCCGAAUGACCUCGACUUGAUUGUGGCUGGAGCUGGUGGCGAGAAGCAUGGAAACCAGGGGGAUGAUCUUUCCGCGUUUGAUCGAAUGAACAACGUAGAGCAAGUCGUUUGGAGAAAUGUCGAGCUACACCAUCACCACCAAGGACCCCCAGCCGUUUGCUCUCGCGUGGAGAGCGUUUGA